Acomys russatus (golden spiny mouse) is the source of this 800-nucleotide messenger RNA. RefSeq names its product mitochondrial import inner membrane translocase subunit Tim17-A-like. The record is from RefSeq and is a predicted model, not a curated record. Gene Ontology annotation, molecular function: transmembrane protein transporter activity. Gene Ontology annotation, biological process: protein import into mitochondrial matrix. Lineage: Eukaryota; Metazoa; Chordata; Mammalia; Rodentia; Muridae. Gene Ontology annotation, cellular component: mitochondrial inner membrane; TIM23 mitochondrial import inner membrane translocase complex.
AUGGAGGAGAACGCGAGAGAGCCGUGCCCUUGGCGAAUUGUGGAUGACUGUGGCAGUGUCUUUACCAUGAGUACCAUAGGUGGCAAUUUUCAAGCCUUCAAAGGUUUUUGAAAUUCUCCAGUGGGAGUAAACCACAGACUCCGAGGGAGUUUGACAGCUAUUAAAACCAGGGCUCCACAGUUGGGAGGAAGCUUUGCAGUUUGGGGAGAACUGUUUUCCAUGAUUGACUGUAGUAUGGUUCAGAUAAGAGGCAAAGAAGACCCCUGGAACUCCAUCACUAGCGGUGCCUUAACAGGAGCCAUCCUGGCAGCAAGAAAUGGACCGGUGGCCAUGGUUGGGUCAGCUGCAAUGGGUGGCGUUCUCCUAGCUUUAAUUGAAGGAGUUGGUAUCUUGUUGACAAGAUUUGCCUCUGCACAGUUUCCCAAUGGCCCUCAGUUUGCUGAAGACCACUCCCAGUUGCCUUCAAGCCAGUUACUGACCUCACCCUUUGGAAACUACCAACAGUAUCAGUAGGAAUUUUCCCCAGGAUCCUGUACCUGGGUGAACUGUUGUUCUGUAGGCUCAGAAGAUCACAUUACAGUCUAUUGAAAGCCUUAGGUGGGGCAACAAUGACCAAGCGGGCCGCAAAGAGACAUUUGACACAUUUUUCUAUUUAAGAGACUCAGAGGAAAGAAAAGAUACUGAUUUUAUUUAUUCAUGCUUGGACUGCAUUUAUGAUCAAAAUAAAUGUCUAAUACCAUGUAAAGAAUGUAUACGUGCUUCGAAGAUACAGGACCAAAGGCCAAAUAACAGUGAAUCAU